AUGGCGGCUGAAGGUGAGCUAUCGGAAGGCCGCAUGGCCGACAUCAUUCGUGCCUUGGAACUUAUCCACAACCCAUCUUCAACCAACGAGCUUCGCAGAGAAGCCUUGACAUUUGUCGAGGCUCAAAAGGAGAGCAAGUCGGCGGCGCAUAAUGGGUACAUGCUAGCGCUUCCCGAACAGACGAAUCCUCUGGUCCGGUAUUUCGGGCUGGGUCUCUUGGACCAUGUUUUGCGCCACACCUCCUUUGAGGCUCAGGAUCAGAUUUUGGCUAUCAGGGAUCUCGUUCUGAAGUUGGCUGAGUCAAUUCAGCCCGAAGACCCGGCUUAUAUCCGGAACAAGAUCCCGCAACUCUGGGCUGAAGUGGCUAAGAGAAGUUGGGGCUUGGACUGGAACUCGAUGGACGAAACGCUGCUUCAAUUCUGGAAUGCCAGUCUUGUGCAUAAGGAACUGGUCCUGUCGAUUCUUGAAACUCUAUCAGAGGACAUUUUCUUUCGUGAAGACACGGUAUCAUCCUUGCGUGGCACAGACCUCAACCGGGCUCUGGUCGAAAUCUGUACGCCCUCGGCCGUCUUCGAGGAGAUCCAUCCGAAGAAGGAGUAUGUGGAGUUGCGUUGUGGACCUGAGGGAUGGAUGUCCCGCAUUUGCGCCUUUCUACAUGAAUGUAUUGGAAAUGUCCAGAGCUCGAAGCAGGCACGGGACUCAGCGCUGAAAGCCCUGGCUACUCUUAAAUCUGUUCUGACAUGGGCCAUCCCUAAGGCCGUGCUCUCUUCCAACUGCGUCCCUUGUAUUGCCAGUGCUUUCACCUGCAACGACGAGCUGGUGCUCUUGGCGGCCGUGGAAGCUCUGCAUGCGCUGUACAGCAGGUCUCACGUUGAAAUUGAAGGCUUCCAGCCCCUGGUACACCUCAUGUACGAGACUCAAGCCCUCAGUGUGCUCCAAAAGCUGUACGAAUGGUCCGUCGUGGGGCCGGAUGAUUUUGAUGACACCAAGUAUACUAUUUGCAAAAAGCUCUCCGAGUUGAUUUCGUAUAUCGCUGGUUUCCUCGAAGAGAAGGCGUUCUCUUUGGAGAGCGCCCAUGGCUUGGACCUACCUUUCUUCUUCCACCUUACCAUUACCGUCAUCCAGAAUCAAAGUCUCACAAUCUCGAUCCCUGUGCUUCAUGUCUGGUCUAAAUUGAUAGCUUCCGAGAGGAUCGGAAACACAGACCUGGUCACUGGUCUAAUCCCUUCUUUGCUGGGGAUUUGUACUGAGCGCCUUAUUCGCUGGGAGUCUCUCCCGGAGAAUGACGAAAAUCCUACUGUGAUGUUCCUGAACGAGGAUAUCGACACCAUUCCCGAGAGACAUGCAUUCGUGGGCAACUAUCGGCGAUAUUGUUCCUCCAUCAUCGAAACAAUCGUCCAAAAGCGACCCCAAGAGGCCAUUCCUCAUAUACUCGCAGGGAUCGAUGCCAACUUAGACAACCUGUACAGCGGUAUGGAGCCCUUUUCCGUGAAGUCAUUCUCGAAGACUUCCAUACCUCUCAUGCGUGCCGACACGCAGUUCGCGGUUGUUGAAGCAACUCUCAAAGGGUACAACAAAUGGGUGUCGGCCCAUGGGAGGAUGCCCCAGCAAGAUGAACAGAAACGCAGUGACCUGGAACAGAUUCUGGAGGCAUGGGCUUUCAAAUUGAUGCAGCGUAACUUCGAAGAUCCGGUCCUCAAACAAAGGGUGAUCAAACUCAUUGUUGAUAUCUCCGCUAGAGCUCUGGACAAGACGCCUAGCUUUGCACUCAAGGCACUGGAGUACAUUUUGAUGACUCGCCUACCUGACCAGCCCGAGUUCCCAGUGUACUCAGAAUCAGUCAAGGAGCUGCAUGGUCUUGCCAGCCAUGAGCUUCGCCGCCUGGCUAUGCGCUACGCGGAUUACUUUUCAACAUUCUACGACAUAUUGGAACCUAAGAUCAAGGAGAUUUCCAUGGCCAACCGGGUGGAUGAUAAGCUUCACAUGGAGCUCACUUCCAUUCUACUGAUUAUCAUGCAACGCGCGAACAAUGUCGAGCCGUACCUUCGCCAAUCUCGUCUUCUGUCUUUUGUGGAACCCAUCAAGCAAGCAUGGCAGGAAGAACAAUUCCGAGCUGUGAGCUCCACAUUCGAGGGCUUCUGUUCCAUGCUUGGACUACAGAACGUCGGGGCAUAUAUGCAGUCACGGCAGGCUCAGAAACUGGAAGACUGGUCCUCUGUUCCUCUCGAUAACGAGGGCAAGCUCAUUCAGGAAGAAAUGACUAGGAAAUUCCAGCAGCUUCCUUUGAGAGGUACCAAAACGAUGCUUGCCGUCUCCACGGACAAGCUUAAAAGGUCUGAACCAGCAUAUGAGCUUGCCUGCAAUGUAUGGCGUGACCUUAUUCCUAUCAUCCUACCGACACUCCUCCAGCUAGUCAGUAAUGCGCAUGCUUUCCACAAUCCCGGCAAUUGGAGUGGCUUGCCUGCAGACAUGGGCCCGGUUGUGGAGCGCAUCCUAACUGAUAGAUUUUGGCAAGCCGGCAUUUCAACCGGUAGUCGUGAUGAGUUUUAUGCUAAAAUUACUGCUUCUCGUGGUUCACUCGAAGGAUUUGCCUCUUCUGUACGAGGUAAGAUCCGAGCUGUUCGUGAAGCCUGCUACUCGAUGUUGUUCAGCAUGAGUCGACUGAGGGAUAAUUUCUAUGGAUUUACGGAGCUUCCUGGUCCGCUCUCGGAGGCUCUCUUCAAGGACUCUACGCACCUUUCCUCGCAUCAAUUCUCCGUUCUUCUCAAUAUAUCAAGAUGCUUGAUUGAUGACUGUCCAGUCCGCUUCCGAAGCAAUUUUUUGCCUCCCAUGCUAGCCGCUCUUUUCACUAGCAUUGAUAAGAAAGUCACAGCGGAAUGGGAGAUAAUCGAGCAGCGGAAAGAGGGACUUGCUGAGUCCGACGAUCUGACUGAUGAGAUGAAGUCCGAAAGUAUUCUGCGGCAGUUGACGUAUUCUGCGGUAAUCAUGGUAGCAAGUUUGCUCGAUCCCCAACGUGGGGAUCCUGAUGACGAGCUAGCGGACCCUAGCGCUCUGCAGCCGGCACCAGCACUCUCCGACUCAAUUCGGCACUUUAUUCUCUCUUCACCCGAGAUAUUCGAGCCAGUCAUGCUCUUCUGCACCCAUGCCCUCCGGAUGCGCGACACGCGUUGCUGUAGCAUCAUCACUCGAGUCAUUAGGUCCAUCCUGCAGGACUUUGCCCCUCCCAACAACACACCUACCACCAUCACCAUCCGCGAGUUCAUUUGUUCCGAGGUCCUCAAGGCCUGCAUCACGUCCGUGCACGAACCCUAUUUUGUCGACAUGCAGAAAGACCUUGCUCAGCUCAUUGCGUCCAUCUGGGUCCUCUACGGCUCGAGCAGCCCCACCCCGCGCGCCGUCAUUUUGAGUCUUCCUGGCAUGAGCGAGCAGCGGGUUGCUAAUGCAGAGGCCGCCCUUGUGCGGUCGACUGCCGCAAGACAGCAAAGAGCCUUGAUCCUGGAUCUCCUCGAGAGCUUGAGAGGUGUCAGCAUAGCUGAGCAAGGCAAAAUCUUGGGCUCGCGCGAGGAACGCCGGAAAGCGCGGAGUGCCCUGCAGGAGAGAUACAUGACAAGCGAGAUGGAAGGCCAGCAGAAUCAGAAAGUGGAUAUCAACGAUGGACCGGAUCUGGCUGGAGUGGCGGACUUGUUCGGCUAG
This is a messenger RNA of Aspergillus saccharolyticus JOP 1030-1, 3693 nucleotides long. RefSeq names its product karyopherin MSN5. Lineage: Eukaryota; Fungi; Ascomycota; Eurotiomycetes; Eurotiales; Aspergillaceae. The coding region runs from base 1 to 3693 and encodes 1230 amino acids. The record is from RefSeq and is a predicted model, not a curated record. Gene Ontology annotation, cellular component: nucleus; RNA nuclear export complex; cytoplasm. Gene Ontology annotation, molecular function: RNA binding; nuclear export signal receptor activity. The transcript has 2 exons. Gene Ontology annotation, biological process: RNA export from nucleus; protein export from nucleus.